Entamoeba histolytica HM-1:IMSS is the source of this 438-nucleotide messenger RNA. RefSeq lists its product as uncharacterized. The coding region runs from base 1 to 438 and encodes 145 amino acids. The transcript has a single exon. Lineage: Eukaryota; Evosea; Mastigamoebida; Endamoebidae. The record is from RefSeq and is a predicted model, not a curated record.
AUGGGGUGCUGUUCUUCUACUGCAGGAGUCGAUGAAAAUCAACCACUUCUUUCCGUUGUUGAAAAUUUACAACCUCCAAUUAUUAAUGAAACACCAAAAGUACAAAGAGUUUAUACACAAUUACCACCAACAGAGGAGAAUAGUAAAAUGAUCAAAGAAAUAAACACUCAAUAUUUAAGUAAACAACAUAAUUCUCAAAACCAUAUUGAAGAUAUUCAACAAUAUAUUAAAGAAAUUAAAAAGAAAACAAAAACAAUUCAAACUAAAGAAAUAUUUGCUCUUCCUAAAUCAAAUAGAAAUGAUGUUGAACCUGAAUUUGAUCUUCAAUUCCUUCGUUCAGUCCUUCAAACAAAUAUAACUAUUAUUUCUGAAGAAUAUAAUAAAACUAAAGUAACUAAAGCAACAAAUUUAAUUGUUCCAUUAGACAAUUUACAAUAA